Messenger RNA from Aspergillus homomorphus CBS 101889, 1835 nucleotides. Its product is annotated as TLC domain-containing protein. Gene Ontology annotation, biological process: lipid homeostasis. Bases 311 to 1525 code for a protein of 404 amino acids. The record is from RefSeq and is a predicted model, not a curated record. The transcript is spliced from 2 exons. Lineage: Eukaryota; Fungi; Ascomycota; Eurotiomycetes; Eurotiales; Aspergillaceae. Gene Ontology annotation, cellular component: membrane; endoplasmic reticulum.
GAAUGACUGCAAUGAUCCCCCAAUUUCCCCCCCUCAAGCAUGAACUGGAGACUUAAAUAGGAUUCUGUUUCUCCACCAUGGCUGGUCCUCCUUGCUUCUAAUCUCGUCUAGUCUAGACCGACUAAGGGCCGUUAGUCUCCGUCCUCCGUCUCCGCCGGGCGUCUUCCUUCUCUCCCCCAAUUAUUCCCCCCUCCUCCUCCACCUCCUCUUCCUCCUUUCCCCUCCCCAUAACUGAUCUCUGUCCCUCUCCUCAUCCACUCAUUUUAUUGACUCAGCCCCCCUUGUCGUGCUUGGGGAGUGGUCAACCGGGAUGUUGGACCCAUUUCCGCCGCCGCCAGAAUGGCUGCGUGAAGCCGUCGAGCCCUGGGCUCUCUAUCUAAAUGUGCCGGCUGUCACCGAACAUGCUCACGAGAUCAUCAUUGCCUUCACCGGCUACCUCUUUAUCCACUUCUUCCUCUCCCCCUGGCUCUCUCCCAUACUCUUCCCACGCCAUUACCCCAAUCUAAAUCGACGGACUAAGCUCAACUGGGAUGUCCAUGUCGUAUCUUUGGUGCAGAGCACCUUCAUCAACGCCAUGGCCCUCUGGGCUAUGUGGGUGGACGAAGAGCGGUCCUCCAUGAACACUGCCGAACGAGUCUACGGCUACACAGGAGUUUGCGGAUUGGUCUCUGCAUUCGCUGCUGGCUACUUCAUCUAUGAUCUGAUCGUCAGUGCUGUCUACAUCAAGAUGUUUGGUGUCGGAAUGUUGUUCCAUGGCAUCAGUGCCCUCUGGGUGUUUAGCUUCGGAUUCAGGCCUUUCGUGAACUUCUACUCUCCAGUCUUCAUUCUCUACGAACUCUCCAGCCCCUUCCUCAACAUCCACUGGUUUCUCGACAAGGUCAACAUGACUGGCAGCAAGCUUCAAUGGUACAAUGGUAUGCUUCUGCUCUUCACCUUCUUCAGCUGCCGUCUCGUAUGGGGUACCUGGCAAUCCGUCGCCGUCUACAAAGACAUGUGGUACGCCCUCAAUCAAACCUGGGAUGCUACCGCCGUAGCGACCGCCCUCAACCAGCCCAUCGACAUCACCGCCCAGGUGUUCCAGAAUCGUGACGGCUCUCUCUGCGGUCUGAAUGAAGCCUGCGCUCAAGCUCAGCUAGAGCUCUCCAAGUAUGCCAACUACACCGCUGCCGGGACCCCAACCUGGUUGGUUCUGACCUACGUCAUCUCGAACGUGGUCCUCAACUUUCUCAACUACUUCUGGUUCUCCAAGAUGGUCGAGACCGUCCUGAAGCGCUUCCGUGGCCCCGCUGCUGGCGAGAAGGAGAAGGGUUCCAAGGGAGUCGUGACGGACUCUAAGAAGGAGGAGCAAUUCGACCGGCUGAAGGAGGAUAUCGCUCAGAAGGUCGUCCUGGAAGCGGCCUCCAAGCUGGAGCAGGAGGAAGGCAGCCCCUUCUUGGACGAUGUAUCCGAGGAGAAGCUCGCUUCCGCGGUGGAUACGGGUCUCGCCGAGGAAUUGCGGAAGAGGAAGGCUCAUGUGGCUUCAUAGACACUCCGCUCUUCUGCCCAAGAGAGCCUCAGCCCUCUCCAUUCAAACACGCCCACUAGCUGCGUUAUUUGGACUUGUGGGUGAAAUUUCCUUCCACUCCAGUACAACAAUAAGAGGUAGAGAUGCAAGAACCCCUCCAACUCAACCUCAUCUCCCUUCCACAAUAAGAGACCGUUACAUUUUUAGAUUCCUUUCUCCGCGGGACCCUGCAGGCCCAGGCCAUCGUGUUUAUGAUUCCGUCCGCGGUUGCAUUGUUGCUUAAUUAAUAAUCCCAUGCUUAUCCUUUUCGAUUCUUACAUGGUUGAGCGAG